AUCAUCAUCACAUGUUGAUGUUACUUGCUUAUGUCUUCUAGGUUAUGUUAUUUAAGUAUUUUGGUAGUUCCUUAUUGUGCGUUCCUGUAUGUUUUGAAUUUAAAUAAUAUACUAUAUAUUUUAUAUAUUAAAUAAUAAAUUUAUACGCUAAGAGCUAAACCUGAUCAGCUAGUAGAAUGGCUAAAACUAAAAAUAAAAAAGGAGCUCUAUCUGACCGCUAUCAUAUAAAAAAUGAGCCCAAAAAGCUUAAUUCUUUCGAAGUACAUGUGAAUAAAGAGAAGUUAAAAGUUAUAGGGAAAAAGCAAAAGAAUGACAGAGGCCUUCCCGGAAUUUCCAGAGCAAGAGCCAUCCAAAAACGAAAAUCUACUCUGCUAGAAGAAUACAAAGUACAAAAUAAGAACAAUGUAUUUUUAGACAGAAGGAUAGGUGAAAAAAUAAACAUGGACAGUGAAUCAAAAGCUAUUGCUCGAUUCACUGCUUUAAAAAUGAAGUCACAUAGCAAAAGGAGCAUUUUUAAUCUAGCGGAUGACACUAUUUUAACUCAUAAAGGACAAACUUUGAGUGAAAUAGAAAAAUUUGAUGAUCCAAAAUCAGAUGAUGAUUUUUCUGAUGAUGAAAACCAGUCUGGAAAAUUGGACACUAAUUUUGUUGGAGAAGCUCAUUUUGGUGGAGGAAUUUUAAAAAAUACAGGAAAAGAAGGUGCAAUGACACAUAAGGAUUUAAUAAACCAACUUAUUUUUGAAUCUAAAAAGAGGAAAGCUGAAAAACAAAAAGCAAAAGAAGCUACUUUAGAACUAACUGAAAAAUUAGACUUAGAUUGGAAAGAUCUCAUUCCUCUAGUGACAAAAGAUGGAAAAAACGAAGAAAUUAGAAAACCUAAAGUUGAUGAUUAUGAUAAAAUAAUGAGAGAAUUAAAAUUUGAAAAAAGAGGUACAGUUUCCGAUAGACUAAAAACAGAAGAAGAAAUAGCUAAAGAAGAAAUGGAGUCCUUGGAAAUAUUAGAACAAGAAAGAAUUAAAAGAAUGAAUAAACAAGAUACUGAGGAUACAUCUAAACUGAAGCACAGAAGUGCUGAUGAUUUAGAUGAUGAUUUUAUUUAUGAUUAUGAUAAUGAUGAUGAAGAAAACAUGUUGAGUUAUAAUAAAGAAGGAGAACCUAAUCUUCAAAUUCAGGCUAAUGUCAAUGGGACUGUUGUCAAAUCUACUGUUAAUGCAUUGGCUGAGGAAGUACAGGACGAAGAAGAAAAUCAAGAAACAUACAAAGAUGUCAGCUCGGAAGAAGAAUUAGAGACAGAUUCUGAAGAUAAUCUUUCAGAUUUAAAAAUAUCAGAUAACGAAAGUGAGGAGGAAAAUUGCAAUAUUAUUGAAGAAAUUCCAGUAGAAAAUGACACUCCUAUUCGUACACCAAAACAAGCUAGUUUAAAAAUUGAAACAGUUAAUAACAACAAAGAAUCUAGUGAAAAAGAAAUUGAACAUGUGGAAAUUCCUUUUACUUUCAAGCUACCAGAUACUUAUAAAGGCCUUCUAAAUAUUUUAGAAAAAUAUGACGGCCACCAACACUUAGUCAUUGAAAGAAUGAUCAAAUGUAACCAUCCAAGUUUAUCAGAACAAAACAAAGAUAAACUAGGACUCCUCUUUGCAUAUUUACUGCAAUAUUUGAAUGAUCUAUUUUCAGAUGAUCUCCAAAAAGAUGAUUUAAAAAAACAUUUCAAUAUAUUCCAACUUCUUGUUCCACAAAUUUAUUCAUUAGCCCAACUUAAUAACCAAAAUGCUCACAAUUCUAUGCUGGAAGUGAUUAAAGAAAAAUAUGAAGAUUAUAAAAAGAAACAUAAAACACAUCCAGGGUUGGAAGUUCUUAUUUUUUUUAAAUUAGUUAGUGUAUUGUUUCCGACUUCAGAUUUUCGGCAUCAAGUGGUCACACCCUGCUACACUUUCAUGGAGAUGAUUUUGACGAAAUGUAGAGUGAACAAUAGGAAAGAAAUUUCAUAUGGAUUGUUUAUUUCAUCAUUGAUCUUAGAAUAUACUGCAUUGUCCAAACGGUAUCUCCCUGCAGUUAUAAACUAUUUAUCCGGAUUACUACACAUGAUGAUACCAAAAAUAGGCGUAAAACUACUAAAAAUACCUCCACCAUUCAAACCGACAUCAACGCUUCUAGUGUUGCUGAACAACUACAGUUUAGAAUCCUUUAAUUCGUUAAAAUUAAACUUUGCCGAUUUUUCUGAAGAAGAAAUAACCUCCGAAUAUCAAGUUAGAGCCUUAUACAGUGUUAUUAAAAUUUUACAACAAUUUUUGGAACACUAUAUAAUUCUUCCUAGUCACGUCGAAAUUUUCGAAAAAGCUACCUAUUUUCUAGAAAAAAUUCCUUUAAAUAAUUAUCCAAGAGAAGUACAAAAUAAUGCUAACUGUUUAGUAGAGGAAUUACGGAAGAGUAAAAUUGAAAGGAGGCUGCAGUAUCUUGUUUUGGAAGCUUCUAAACCAAAAGCUUUGAGAUUGUAUGAACCCAAGAUUCAAGUUGUCUAUGAUGGUAAAUCACAUAAGUCACAAUCAAAAGAAAAAGCACAUAUAAACAAAUUAUUGCAUAAAGUAAAACGAGAAAAGAAAGGUGCACUUAGAGAAAUUAGAAGAGACAAUGCCUUUUUGGGAAGGUUUAAAAUUGGCAAACAACUACAAAGUGAUAAGGAAAGAAAGGAAAAAGUUAAGCGAAUAUAUUCUGAAGCAGCCAUGCAACAAAGUGAACUCAAUGAAAUUGAUAGGAAGAAAAAAAGAAAAAAUUAACAUCUUAUACUAUUUUUUAUUAUAUAUAAUAAAAAUAUUAAAUGACUCAUUAUUUCAUUUUUAAUUUACUUGCUGUUUAAACGAUCUGAAUGCAAGAUUUUUUACUAACAAAAAUUAAAAUAAUAAAUCAUGGGCGAUUAGUUUAAAAUGAAUCUACUUUUUAUAUAAAAAUCAGUAAUCUUGUAAUUUAAGCAUGUAUAAAUGCUUACACACCUGCUACUAUUGCCAUUUGUUUUUUCUUUCAAUUUUGUGUGCAAGGAAAAAUUCACAAAAAUAAUCAAAAUAUUUUUACUAAUUUCUAAAAAAUUCCUUAUCCUCAAAAUUUAUGUUUCACAGUAUACCUGCUUAAACUACAAAAUUACAGAAAAUUAGUUAAAACAUCACCAACAAUAUAAAAACACCACACCAAUCAAUGAUCUAUUAUAAUCAACUCAUCGAUUCCCCAAUCUUCAUAAGAAUGAUCUGGUAAAUAUCUUCUUAUAAUAAUAGGAAUUUUUCGCUGUUUCAAUUCCUUCAUUGCGAUUUGCAAAGGGUCAGUUUCGCCAUCUAAUUCAACCAUAACAGGGGCACACAUGGCUAUCUGUAAAGCUCUAUACCUAGAACUCUGGCGCGCUCAUAUUUCGUCAUAUAUUUAGUAGUUAUUCGUUUAUUUUUUGGUACCCCACCUCCAGCUUGACCAGGUGCAAGAAUAUCAAUAUUGUCUCCAUCUUCCUCUGGCUGCUCUAAUUCUUCGAUGUUAUCGUCGUCUACUUCGUCGUCAUAAUCAUCUGCUACGUCGUUUUCAUCAAAUUCUUCAUCUGCCAUAACUUAAGAAUUAAAACAUUAAUUAUUUAUAAACUUGUUCUUCCC
Psylliodes chrysocephalus is the source of this 3623-nucleotide messenger RNA. Lineage: Eukaryota; Metazoa; Arthropoda; Insecta; Coleoptera; Chrysomelidae. The record is from the annotation of a GenBank genome assembly.